Chanos chanos (milkfish) is the source of this 807-nucleotide messenger RNA. RefSeq names its product gap junction protein beta 9b (gene gjb9b). The transcript has a single exon. Gene Ontology annotation, molecular function: gap junction channel activity. The coding region runs from base 1 to 807 and encodes 268 amino acids. The record is from RefSeq and is a predicted model, not a curated record. NCBI's taxonomy places the organism in Eukaryota, Metazoa, Chordata, Actinopteri, Gonorynchiformes, Chanidae. Gene Ontology annotation, biological process: cell-cell signaling. Gene Ontology annotation, cellular component: connexin complex.
AUGAACUGGUCUGCUUUGGAGGCCCUGCUUAGCGGGGUGAACAAAUAUUCCACCUCCUUUGGCCGCGUCUGGCUCUCCAUGGUCUUCAUCUUCCGAGUCUUGGUGUUCGUGGUGGCUGCCCAGCGUGUAUGGGGCGACGAGAACAAGGAUUUUGUAUGUAACACGCUCCAACCAGGAUGCAGCAACGUCUGUUACGACAGCGUCUUCCCAAUCUCUCACAUCCGCCUUUGGGCUCUGCAGCUCAUCUUCGUCACUUGCCCUUCGCUCAUGGUGAUGGGCCACGUCAAAUACCGGGAACAGAAGGAUCAGAAGUACAGUGCCGUCCAUAAAGGCGCCCACUUAUAUGCCAACCCAGGCAAGAAACGCGGGGGACUGUGGUGGACCUAUCUGGUCAGUCUGGUGUUCAAGGCAGGCUUCGACGCCGGCUUCCUCUACCUGCUCUACUAUAUCUACGAAGGCUACGACAUGCCACGUGUCGUCAAGUGCUCUCUGGACCCCUGUCCCAACGUAGUGGAUUGUUACAUUGUCCGACCUACCGAGAAGAAGAUCUUCACUCUCUUCAUGGUGAUAUCUUCAGCUGUUUGCAUUUUAAUGUGUAUCUGUGAGAUGAUCUAUCUAAUCGUAAAACGCUUGCAGAAGCUGGUCAAAAAGCAUAAGGAAAAUGAGAGAAUACUAUUUGCAGAUCAGCACGAGAUAACGGUCCUGACCAAGCCUAGGUCCGAGUAUGUACGGAUAGAUCCUACACUAUCCUCCACCCACAACCUCAAUAAUGACAAGAAGGAAGAGAAAAUGACCAGUAAACUUUGA